Colletotrichum godetiae is the source of this 450-nucleotide messenger RNA. RefSeq lists its product as uncharacterized. Bases 1 to 450 code for a protein of 149 amino acids. The record is from RefSeq and is a predicted model, not a curated record. Lineage: Eukaryota; Fungi; Ascomycota; Sordariomycetes; Glomerellales; Glomerellaceae. The transcript has 3 exons.
AUGCCUACUCAUACAGCAUCUUUGGAGUUUCGGGUGUAUCAUGAUCCAUUUGGCCACAUCAUAGACGCGGGAUUCUCGCACUUUGUAUCCACGUGCAGCUUUCGCAUGUUCGAGAGCUUUGAGGCGUGUCUUGGCGAUAAGGUGGACGAACUGCUGAAUGCGACAGGGAUUGGGGUCACUGUGAAGCAGUUGAUAGUCAACAUCAAAAGGCCCGUAUCUUAUCCAGACUCGAUUAUCUGUGCCAUUCGUCUAGGCGAGUUCAAACCCGAUCGCUACUUCAUCACUGUCACCAUGUGGUCGCUUCAGCAACAGGCACUCGCGGCCAAGUCUUCGGGAUGGAUGGUCUUCUUCGACUACCGCAAAGGGAAGAUUGCAAAUUUGAUGGAUAUCGGCGGUGUUUACAGAGACCUGCAUGAAGCGCUUGCAGUCAAGUGUCAGAAGAUGAAGUAG